GUCUUCAUCUCGCUCGAGCCCUAAACGGCCAGUAUCAAACUCGCUGAGAAAUUCCAAGCUCAGCCGUAGGGGAGAGAAAGAGAGGCAAACGGGAGGCGCUAGGUCCCCGCGGUCGCAGAGGAGUCGGAAUGGCCAGGCAAGCAAUCGAGGGGAGGGACGCGAAUCACAGCAAGCCUAAACCGCUAAAUCCAACCCAGCCCAUCCGAAGUGCCGCCGCCGGACAUUCCCUGCUGGCGGCGCCACCGAGCCCGGCCAUGCAGCGCCCAGCCCCGGGCAAAGGGCAGGCGCUGGAGGCAGCCCAGCUCCGGGCAGGCGGCUGCGCGUCUUCGCCGUUCCUACUUUUGGGCGAGGUGUGACGGCCGGGAAGAGCCCCCAGCCCGGAUCCGGGGCUCGGCGGAUACUCUCCCGGUUCAUGUCAGCGCUCCGACUCCGCUUCUGAAGCUGCGCCUCCUCCAAGCCUGGACCCUUCCCACUUCUCUCUCCCCGUGGCGCUCUAGAUCCCGACGGCUGCUGGGCUCUUCCUAGGCUGGGGACGCGACGCAGCCCGGCUAGGAUGGGCUGAUGGCCUUCGGACGGUGCCGCCGCUGCCGGGAGCCGCUGCCGUCGAGGAGGAUGCUCUGGCCGGCCGCCCUGCUCUUGCUGGCGGCGCUGUGGUGCUCCGGCGGAGCGCGCAGUUGCCCCGUGCAGUUGCGCGGCUGCAAGUGCGUGGGUGAGAGGUCGAAGGGGUUGGCGGCGGCCAGGAAGAGGGUGAGCUGCAGCGGCGAGGAGCUGAUGGAACCGCCCGCGCCUCGGUUAUUACCCAACGGCACAGUCACCCUGCUUUUGAGCAACAACAAGAUAGCAACCCUGAAGAAUGGCUCUUUCUUUGGACUUCGUGCUCUCGAGAAGCUAGACCUAAAGAGCAACUUGAUUAGCAUCAUCCAGCCUGGAGCUUUUCUGGGCCUCUCAGACCUGAAACGUUUGGACCUCUCCAACAACCGCAUCGGCUGUCUCACCGCUGGCAUCUUCCAGGGAUUGGUCAGCCUCAUCCGCUUGAACAUGUCAGGGAAUAUUUUCUCCAGUAUCCAGCGUGGGGUCUUUGACGAGCUGCUAUCUCUGAAAGUCCUUGACUUUGCCACAGAAUACCUGACAUGCGACUGCAACAUGCGCUGGGUCCCAGCCUGGUCCAAAAACCGCUCUGUCCAGAUAUCCGACAAGACGUUGUGCAUCUACCCCGGCAGCCUGCAUGGGAAGCCACUACGGAACAUCAGGGAGAGCCAGAUGCGCUGUGAAGGGGCCCCAGAGCUUCACACCCAUCAGCUGAUCCCCUCUCUGCAGCAAGUGGUCUUCCAAGGUGACCGCCUCCCCUUCCAGUGCACGGCCACCUACCUGGACAACAGCACACACAUUUUGUGGUACCACAACCGCGCCUUGGUGCAGGGGGAUGAACGCAACGGCAUCAUCCUGGAGGAGAGCCUCGUCCAUGAUUGCACUUUCAUCACAAGCGAGCUCAUCCUGUCCAACAUCCAUGUCUCAGCCAGCGGUGAAUGGGAAUGUACCAUCUCCACUGCUCAGGGCAACGUUAGCAAGAAAGUGGAGAUAGUUGUGCUGGAGACGUCGGCGUCGUACUGCCCAGCUGAGCGGGUCACCAACAACCGUGGAGAUUUCAGGUGGCCACGCACCUUGGCUGGCAUCACUGCUUACCAGUCAUGCCUGCAGUACCCCUUUGCAUCUGGGAACGGAGGGCCCGGCCUGGAGAAACAAGCGUGGAGGCGUUGUGACCGCACAGGCCACUGGGAGGAAGGGGACUAUUCUCACUGCUUGUACACUAACGAUAUCACCCGUGUCCUCUACACCUUCGUGCUGAUGCCUAUCAAUGCUUCCAACGCCCUGACCCUGGCACACCAACUCCGAGUCUACACAGCCGAGGCUGCAAACUUCUCGGACAUGAUGGACGUCAUCUAUGUGUCCCAGAUGAUUGAAAAGUUCACCGGUUACGUGGACCAGAUUAAGCAGCUCACGGACGUCAUUGUGGAGAUGGCCAGCAACAUGAUGCUGGUGGACGACCACGUUCUGUGGAUGGCUCAGAUUGAGGACAAAGCUUGUACCAGCAUCGUCCGCUCUCUGGAGAAGAUUGCCGGCUACACCCUCAGCUCCAACUCUCAGCACCUGGCUGUGAACACCAGGAACAUCGCUUUUGAGGCCUACCUGAUCAAGCCAGACAGCUAUGUGGGCCUGAGCUGCACAGCUUUCCAAAAGCGCGAGGCAGUACUUGGUGGUCGGCCCCUGCGGCAGGAACGAUACACCGAGUCCCUGGCGGACCAGCAGCUCAAGUUCCGGUGCACCACAGGGAGGCCAAACAUCUCCCUGGCCAGCUUUCACAUCAAGAACAGCAUUGCUCUGGUCUCCAUUCAGUUGCCUCCCGGCCUCUUCUCCUCACCGUCUUCUCCCCGCCCCCCACCCCACAAGUGCAAGCUUCAGUUCCUGGUGUUCCGCAAUGGCAAGCUCUUCUGCAGCACCGGAAACUCUUCGCACCUCGCUGAUGACGGGAAGCGCCGCAGCGUAGCUACACCGGUGAUCUAUGCAGGCACACAUGGCUGUGGAGUGAGCAACCUCACUGAGCCUGUCGUCAUCUCGCUACGGCACUUGGGUGAAGGCACAGACCGUGUGGCUGCUUCCUGGGACUUUGACGUGCUGGAUGGCUACGGUGGCUGGAGAGCCGAAGGCUGUCAGCUGAUUGGCCUGGAGCCCAAUGUCACCACUGUGAGCUGCCGGCACCUCAGUAACAUUGCUGUGCUGAUGGAGUUGAGCAACUUCCCACAUGAGUCACCGAGCCCAGCUGAGGUGCUGCAUCCUGUCAUUUACAGCUGCACUGCCCUCCUCCUCUUGUGCCUCUUUGCCACCAUCAUCACCUACAUCAUCAACCACAGCACCAUUCACAUCUCACGGAAGUGCUGGCACAUGCUGCUCAAUCUCUGCUUUCACAUCGCCAUGACGUCGGCUGUGUUUGCAGGCGGCAUCACCCUUACCAACUAUGUGGUCAUCUGCCAAGCGGUUGGUAUCAUUCUCCACUACUCUUCCCUGUCUACUCUUCUGUGGAUGGUGGUGCUGGUGCGAGUGAUCUACAAGGAGUCCACGUGGAAGGCACCACAACAACAGGAAGGGGAAGCCCCCCAGCCACCUCCACGCCCAAUGCUACGAUUCUACCUGAUUGCUGGUGGGAUCCCUCUCAUCAUCUGUGGGAUUACAGCAGCAGUCAAUAUCCACAAUUAUGGGGAUCAUGACUCCUACUGCUGGCUGGCUUGUCGGCCGAGCAUUGGGGCAUUCUACGUGCCUGUGGCUUUCAUUCUGCUCAUCACUUGGAUUUAUUUCAUGUGUGCUGGAAUCAGUUUGCAGUGCCAAGCCAAGAACCCGAAAGAGAUUCCCAAGCCCCUGGAAAGGCGGCAGCGCCUGGGCGGCAGCAGCAACCUUUUAACCGACUCAGGAUCCAUCUCAGUCAUGCUGAAUUCCACUCCACACAGUGUUGAUGCUGACGGUGUUUAUUCCCUAGGGGUACAGUUCUGGGCUGUAGUCAUCACCCAUUUUCUGUACAUUACUCUGUGGACAUUUGGGGCCAUGGCUGUGUCCCAGCGCUGGUUCCUUCUAAAGGUUGUCUUCAGCUGCCUCUAUGGAGUCACAGCCGUGGCACUGGGGCUGUUCAUCUUUGCCCACCACUGUGCUCGCCGCAGAGAUGUGCAGAGCUCGUGGUUUGCCUGCUGCCCAUCUUACAGGAAUGCUUUACCCAUGCAAGCCUAUGUGCACCCUGGCAUGGGGGUGGAAGACAGCUCCCAAGUCUUCAUUGGCUGCAACCCCGAGGUGGCUCAGUCCAUGAAGUCAUCCUCCUCCCCCAGCAGCAGCAAUUCGGCCCCGGAGCCCUGUAAACUCAACAAUUUACAAGUGGCCCUUGGCCAGGCAGAUGGCAGCCCUCCGCCAACCACCUGCUAUGAGGACGCUGAGCCUUCCAACAGCAAGAAUACUCCCCCAGCCAGGUACGCCAACAAUCUACAUGGGCGAAGCAGGCACCAUAAAAGCAGGACUAAGUAUCGAGAAGGGAAGCACCAGCGUCUGAAGGCGCUGCGGGGGCCUUCCUCGGAGCACCCCACCAGCGAGAGCGGGAGCCUCCACACCAGCCACUCAGAGAGUUACCAAAGCAGCCGGAACAGCCCUUUGAACAAUCGGCGUCCGGGGGUGGUUCCAAGCCUGGAGUUUGCCCUGAUGCAGUCCGACUUGAGUGAUGGCAGUGGUGGCCAUCAGGUGGCAGACUUCAGCCGAGACCAGAGGAAAAGUGCCAGCAGAGACAACCUCAAGCCCCAGGCCAAUGCCACCACGGACAAAGAGACUAAGAGGCGAUCCUUUCCGCUUAAUGUGGCCAAUCAGAAUGGGGGACUGAAGGGCAGCAAGUAUGAUAUAAACCUCACUGGCGCUGACAGUGCAGCUGGUAUGAAAACGGGUCUCUGGAAGAGCGAGACAACGGUGUAGGGAAGGGGUCCAAGGGCCACGUGGCUGGAGUUUUGGAGCGGGUUUCCCCCUCCUAGCCUCAGGCAGGAAGCUGCAAGGGUUAGGCAUCUUGCUGCCAGUGUCUGCCCAUACAACCUGCAGACUGAUGUUGUGCACUAUAUGGGGCUUGGUCAGCACUGGCAGGAACUAUCAUGUUCCUUGCCAGGCUGCUUGCCCCACAGUAAGAGAGGAAGGGUCACCUGACGCUCCAGGGGUAAGGGAGGGAGAUUGUAUGUGUGCCGCAUCAUAGGAACCACACAGUGCACUUUUCCAUCUCUGCUAUCUUGUGCUCUGCUGUUCUACGUUCCAGGGGAUCUUUUCCCAUCUCCGCAGGACAAGCAGAGGUGCUAAUUUUGUAAGGCGAAAGACAAUCAUUUGUUCUUGAGUGUCGCAAUCUGUUUUAUAUCCCUUCUGCAUGCCACUUAGAUCCUAGGUGCUUUUUGUAUAACAUACCAAGGAAGGCAGUGUUUAUAAGCUGAAAUUUCUAGCAUCAUGUGUACAUAUGUAUAGGCAAAAUUGCUAUCCAAUGGAGGUGCAUACACACUUUAUGUUAAAGCAAUCAAGGGUGCGCAUAGGAGCUUUCUCUGUUCCCUCCUACUCAGCUCAGGGCCAGUUCACAUGGCUAUGCUGUGCCUUGUCUUUGAUUCAGUAAAUGAAACAAAUUGAUUCUGGGGUUGUUUUGACACGGCUCCAAAGCUAGAGACAGAUGGUCAUUUUUAAAAGAAUUGAAGGUGGGGAAGGGCCGUAACUCGGUGGUAGAGCAUCCACCUUGCAUGCAGAAGGUCCCAGGUUCAAUCCCCAGCAUCUCCAGGUAGGGCUGAGAGUCCUGCCUGAAAUCCUGGAGAGCUGCCAGUCAGAGUGGACAAUACUGAGCUAGAUGGACCAAUGGUCUCACUCAGUAUUCAUACUCCUGUGUAGUAAGGCAGAGGCAUUAUCAUGUGCAUGGUUCUCACAUAUGUCUUUCAUUCCAUUCUCCUCUAGUUAAUUCAUCAGCUAGCUCACUGGUGUUAGGGUUCUACCAAUCUGCAGGUGAAGCUCUUUGGUCUAAAUGGUCUUCCAUACAAAUAAAUAAAUAUCACUUCACACAGGAAACAAUGGGUUGUUGUCAACAAACUUUUACUCAGAGUUGACCCAUUGAAAUUAAUGACCAUGAUAAACUUAGGUCCACUAAUUUCAGUGGGUCUACUCUGAUUAUAGAUUUUCAGUAUGUUAGCAAGGGAUUUGACUCCCAAAAUUGUUUAAUAGCAACAGCAAAAUACAGUAAUCCCCCCCCCAAUUAGGUUGUUGGAAUUCCUGAUAUAUUGCAAGUACAUAUGCAGGCCAUUAUAGUCCAUAGCCUAUAAGGUACAAUUAGGUAAUUAGCCCCACCCACUGAACUAUAAUUUUGCAUCUGUCGCCCCAAGUAUGAUCAAAGUAGAGCCUGCAGGCCUGACAUCUGCUCACACCUGGUCUAAGCCAUUUUGCACCAAAAGUGCAUCUUGAUAGGCAGCAAAGGCCUCUGCUUUUUGCUCCAUCUUUCCUCUCCCCUUUUCAUGUUUCACAAACCCAGGCACAAGCCAGAUGACCUCUGGGGGCCACACUGAGCUGCAAAUGACAAGAGGUCCUCCACAUAAAGCAAAACAGCAAGAAAGUCUCCCCUACCCUAAAAUGCAACGAUUUUAGCUUUGCUGUAUAGAGACAAUAUUUAGACACAGCUAGCAGAAGUGUUUGUUUUUAAGCCAUAGUUAAAACACAAGCAAAAUAUCAGCUGCACCUGAAGUGACUGACCGAUGGGAAUAUUUGUUUGGAAAACCAGCUUUGAGCUGGACUUACCUCACUUUGGUGGCAUGUAUGUUGCAGAGGCCCUGGCUUGCCAGAAAAAGAAAGCAUAGCUUCUUUGUUUAUAUGACGCACUGCAGGGACAUUUUUCUAGCCAUGUUAAGAGGAUUGACACUGCCCCAAUCACUUACAGCUCCAGAACAACAAGAAACCAAAAGUGUUGUUUACAGAGACAAGACACCUGCCCUUCAUCUCUUCAAACCUGCCUUUUUGGGGAAAACAAGUUCUCUUUUCUUUUUCUGCCCCUUCUAGUUCCUGAUAAACAUCUGGACUUUCACAUUUUUGGAGAAAAGUGCACAUUACAGGGUGGGUGGGAGGUCUGUUAUUAAUUUAAAUCAGUGCUGAACUCACUGUGCAAUUGGCUCAAAUGCUGGCCAACAGAACAGAGAACAUUUCAGUGGGCGAUCAAAGACGAGUGGCAAAGCACUUGGCUCAUGUAAAUCACACCCACAUUUUUGUAGAGUAAAAACAAGACAACUUGUUACAGUUUCAGACUAGGCAUAGCAGUAGCUUACAGCCUUUUAUUUAGGAUCAUUGUCUUGCAUUGUUUAGAGAGAGAUGACUCAGGAGGGGGGGUUUGUUCACACCCACAAACCAAGAUUAUAGUCAGAUGAGUGUUGUCAAUAAGUGUCGAGUGUUGUCAGUAAGUGUCUGGAUGGGGUGCAAAAGUGGCUUAAAGCAUCGAGGUGGUGGUAAGCAUAUGGGAAGCUAAGGAGGUGUCAUUAAAAUUUGUGGUAUUGAUGAUGGGGUGAAAAUUCCACAGAUGGGCCCUUAGAAAGACCCCCCUGUUAACUUCAGAAGACAUGCUGCCACUAUCACUGACAUUCUUUAUGCAAUACCCCCAAACAUUGGAGAGCCACCAAUGUACAGGAACUAACCAUGCUGCUAUUUUUCCUUCAUUCAAGCCUGUUAGAUGUCCAUUCUGUGUUGGAAAAGAGUGGGAUUUUCAGCUCCUAAAGGCAUAGGCAUCCCGUAAGAUGGCAAGUUAGCCAAGAGCCACAGUAAGGUGUCCUUAACAUGUCUCAGGAGCACUUUAGGAGGCACUUUACAAUGAGCUCAUCACACAAUUCUAGCAUAACAUUUGAAGGCUUGUCACGUGAGCCUUUUUCAUGCAAGCAUCCCACUAGGUGGGUGCAUCCCACAACACUAGCAUAACGUCUACAGGACAAAUCCAUUGAAAAGCACCUCCCACAAAGGGAACCUUAGAGGCAGAAGAGGUUGAAGGAGCUUCUUGUCCAUUCUGGGAAUGGGGUUGCAAGAAAUUCGCACAGGCCCCUUCCCACCUAUUGCAAUUUAUAUCACAAGCAGCUGCUGGAAGACAAAGCAUACUCAGUAUAGUAAGUACCAAGCAAUGAAUGCAAGUCUGGGGGAGUGGGGGUGCAGGGAGAUUUUCAUUUUCCCCAAGAACAAACAUUUCACGUUGAGUGCUGGGGCAGGCGCGGUUGAAUAAGAUAUCUCUACAACAGAACCAUAGUCAUCAAGGAAGAAGCAAGACUGGGCACUGCAAGUGAGAAACAAAUGUAUACCUGAAAACUCUUACUGCUCCACAAUACCAACUCUUUUGAAAUCAACUGUACAGCGUUUAUUAAAAACAAAGAAAGCCUUUAUUUUGAACACAGAGCAGAAGCCAAAUGCCCUCCUAUAUAGAUAGGCAGGCAUAUGAAGUCCUUGUCUGACCAAAACCUACCUCCAAGGGGCUGCAAGGAUUAUUUUGGGCCCCACAUAUGGUGCCACAUGUUCAAACACAGUGAGCCAUGGGCCAGCACAAGGAUCCACUGUGGCUCUAAGAGCUGGCAUGGAGAGUUGUAGCCCUUAAAGGGCUAAGAAGCACUUAAUCUCUCCCAAUCCCUGACUCUUCCAAGAGCUGUUCCUCCUCCUCCGUCACCUCUUUUGCAACUACAGCGGUUUGACAAGUGCUUCCCUCUGUUUUUAGCUUGAGAGUCAUCCCUUCUCCUUUCCUGGCCUCUAUGAAAAUUCCUUCUUGGUUUUGUAUGUAAAAAAAGGCCUAAAUCAUUUAUAUGUCUGUACUGCAACCCACAUGAUAUUGGCAAUGCCAAACUUGUUAUAUAUGCUUGCUACACUGAAACAGUAUUAUCAGAAAAGCUUUGUAUUAUUACCUUCUUUUGUCUGUUUACAUUAUGAGCAUAUGACAUAUUAUACAAAAAAGAGAAAGCUUUCUGAGAGACAACUUUGCCAAAGAAGAGAGAGCUUUUUUUGAGAGAUGACUGUGCCAAAGAAAGCAUUUAAUAGGGGUUUUGCAUUUUAUAAAAAUGAACUGUUUCUAGCAGAUGUUUCUUGUUUAAUAUAUUAAAAGAUUUGCAACAUCCAAUAUGUUAGCUAUUGCUUUCUUAUUCCUCUGGUGCUCCGACACUAUCUGGGCA
Molecule: messenger RNA, 8714 nt
Organism: Rhineura floridana
Lineage: Eukaryota; Metazoa; Chordata; Lepidosauria; Squamata; Rhineuridae
Gene: ADGRA2
Product: adhesion G protein-coupled receptor A2
Exons: 19
Coding region: 562-4497 (1311 amino acids)
Biological process (GO): cell surface receptor signaling pathway; central nervous system development; sprouting angiogenesis
Cellular component (GO): plasma membrane; Wnt signalosome
Molecular function (GO): protein binding; G protein-coupled receptor activity
Source: RefSeq, a predicted model, not a curated record